AUGGUGGUGGACGUCUCGGGGUUCUCGGGCAUGUGCGAACGCUUCGCGCAAGGCUUUGUGCCCGACGGCGGCUGGAGGCAAAGGAUGAAGGGCAUCCCAUCCCUGAACGUCGCCGCGGGAAGAGGCGCGGGCGCGCGCGGCGGCGACGGGGGCCGUGGCGGCGGCGUCCGCCGCAGCGGAGCCUCCCACGCCAGCGUGAUAACGUCCCUCUACCGCCUGUCCAACGAUAAGGAGACCAAGGGCUUUGGGGCAGAGGGCGUGCGGGACGCCCUCAACUUGACCCUCAGCGCGCUGAUCUCGACGGUGGAGAGGCACGGAGGAGACGUCCUCCGGAUAGCGGGGGACGCGCUGAUCGUCUUGUUCCACCAGGGCGGGGCUGGAGUCUCGCACUUCGAGCUUGCCGACCUCUGCUUGGCGUGCACGCGGUGUGGGUGGCAUUGCGCCGCAUCGGUCGGAACUGAGGCGGGCGGCGGCGGUGGCAGCGGAGGACUUUCCGUGCACGUAGGCGUCGGCUGCGGGCGGGUCAGCUGCUUUCACGUCGGAAGCGACCGGCUGGGGUGGCAGCUGGUCGUUAGCGGUGGGCUCUUCGAGAACCAGGUGGCCAAGGCGCUAGACGCCUCGGGUGCCGGGGAGGUGGUCGUCUCCGACCAGGUGUGGCAGCACCUGGCGGGCACCGGCUGGGGUUCCAGCCCGACACAAGGGGAAGUCGGAUCCUCAUCCCCUCACGGGUUACGCCUGCUCCAUUGGACACCCGGACCUGGCCUAGGAGGGCCCGAAGUGGGCUGCUGGGACGACGACGUCGACAGUAGCAGCAGCAGUAGUGCCGCUGCCGGGCGCGGAGAAGGGGGCGCGGCUUCGAUGGCCCCUGCUCAUGGCGGGGCAGGGGUGCUGGCAGGGGACGGGGGCGUCAACAGCAGCAGCAGCAGCAAGGGGGUUUUUGAUUCGCCCCCCCUGGUGCCCCCCCCCCCCAAGAUGGCGGUACCGCGGAGGUCUUCGUAUUCGGGGGGGGGUAGGGUUGGCCCCGCGGCGGCGGCGGCGGUGGCGGCGGCGGCGGCGGGAGGCGGGAGAGGCGUUUCAGGACCGUUGCACGGAAGAUCGGUGUCGUUAGAUCAUCCUGCGUCCGGGGCGGCGGGGGGGAGGGUCACUUCCGGCGGAAGGUGGUGCCCUUCUCGCAGGCGACUGUCCCUCCUGGAGGAGGUGGAGACGGGGGUGAUGACCAUGCUCUCGAAGGAAGUCGGCCGGGCUCUGAGGGGCUACUGUCCGCAGUCGAUCAGGGAAGGGUUGGUGGCGGAGAGGCUCGGCCUCCUGGCAGAGCUUCAGAGGGUGGCCGUUCUCUUCGUCGGCCUCUCCUUCGAAGGCGUUGACAGCAGCAUCAGCAAGUCACCCAAAACGCCGCAACCCACUGGAACCCCCGGGAGAAUACCCAGGGAUUCGACGCGCCCCUCACCCGGGGGGAGUUCCAUCGCCCUCCCGGCAGGCCCGGGGUUAGGGGCUGCGGCUGCGGCGGCGGCGGAUGGUAACAAUCCGAUGGAUUCAGGUCAUGGACGGGCGGGGGCGGGUUAUGGUGCCGGGCCGAAGGAGAGCGAUCGCGGCAAGGGUAGUGGGGCGGUGGCGGAGACGGCGAGCGGACCGGCUGUGUUGUCGCUGGAGCUGCUGCAGGGGAGCUUCUCGCUCCUGCAGAGCAUCGUGGCGAGCCACGGGGGCGUGAUCAAGGAGCUUUCCGUCGACGACAAGGGCACGGUUUUGGUAGCGGGGUUUGGCUUGUCUCCGCAAGUGGGGCAUCUUCCUGCCGCCCGUGCAGCCCUCUGCGCCAUGGAAUGCACGGACAGGCUGCGGGCCCGGGGACUCGCGCGGUGCCACGCGGGGGUGGCCACUGGGCCGGUGUUCUGCGGCUCUCUCGGCUCUGAAGACAGGCGGGAGUUCGCGAUGAUCUCGGAGACGGUUAACUUGGCACAGCGGCUCAUGAGCGCCAGGAAGAGCCGGAGGCUCCGGCCUAAGACCCAGGCGGGCAAGACGAACAGCAGCACCACCGGCAGAAGCACCGUCACUUCGCCGUCGCCGAAGAACCAGAAAGGGAACGUCAGAAUCAGCACUAAUGUCGACAAGACGGCUGUAGACGGCUGUAGUGUCGGCAGCCCUGCCGCCGCGGUGGCGGCAAGAAUAAUAACUGGAAAUAGGCCAGACUCGGCGCUACAGAGGGGGGAACAGCAAGAGAUGGACGCCGGGUUUCCUUUGACGCCGUUGGCGACACCAACCUCGCAACGGAAGAAACUAGGGGGGGAGGGGGGCGUUGGGGUGGACUUGUGGGAGGGAUCGUUCAAUAGGUGGGUCGUGCUUGAAGCGGAGACUCUUAACGAGGCGAGAAAAACGGACCAGCUGGCGUUCUUGGAGCUCGAGGCUAUCAAGGUUAAAGGGAAGACUUCCAAGGUGGACGUGUUCGCACCCAGUCUCGCCGACGACGUUGCCGCUGGCCUGGCGGCGCUGUGCCCGCCCAGAAGCGCGGUGGCAGAUAUCUCGGGCCGCCUGAGAGACGCUUCGCAAGGCGGCAGUACAAGCACAACGCCGGACCCCGUCCUGGGCAGCAUGCGCGGGGCACCCGCUCCCGCCCCUCCGGGAGUGAUCCUGGGAGGCGUCGGCGGGCGCAGUGGCAGAGUACCCCCGCCGCCGCCGCUGCCCCCACAUGGCGCUAUCGAUCUCCCCGCCAGUGGUGGGUCAGAGGCAGUGGUUGGUGCUGGUGCGGUGUUUGGCGGAACCGUUCUCCGGAACGAUUCGUCGCUGGACGACUCGAAACGCUACCGGCUGGAAACCCCGGGGCGGGGAAAAUUUUGGGAAGGUGAGGCGGGGGCGCGCGGUUGA
This is a messenger RNA of Ectocarpus siliculosus, 2856 nucleotides long. The record is from the annotation of a GenBank genome assembly. Lineage: Eukaryota; Phaeophyceae; Ectocarpales; Ectocarpaceae.